AUGGCUACCCAGCUAUCACGAUCGGCGCCAUCAAGAGUCAGCGGCAGCGCCCUCUCGCGAUCGCCUCCCAAGAAGCAGAGACAUCUAUUCGGCGACCGGCCGCGGGAAGACAAGAAAGACGAGAUUGAGCUCGCGCUCGAGCACGCUGUCUUUGGCGAUCUUGCUGGUUUCGAGGACGGCUUGAAGGAUGCCUCCGUGCCCGAGUUUGGCAGCGACGAUGGCGACGACGAUGCUGAUGCUGAGUCUGACGACUUUGAGGAUGAGUCCGAUCAGACAAAGGCCGGCGAUAGUGUCACUACCUUUGCCAACGUCAACAACGACGACCUCUUCGUCGUCGAUGGUCUCAGCGAUCCCACAAUCGACGCAAUUGUCUCCCAGGAUGUAACAAUCACCACCACAGCAAUCGGCAAGCAAAAGAAAGACCGCGGCCCACCCCCUGCCUGGGUCGACAGCGACGACGAACGGCUGAGCAUAUCUCUUGCUUCGAGCGACCGGCUCCGGAAACUGCGCGCGACCGAGGACGACGACGUCGUCGACGGGCUCGAGUACUCCUCCCGUCUUCGCUCGCAGUUCCAGCGACUGUAUCCGACGCCGGAGUGGGCCACUCCUGCCGUAAAGCGAAAGAGCAGAGACGUUGACUCGGACGAGGACGCCACCUCGUCUGGCGACGACGUCGAGGCCGAGGAUGACAAGGAGCGUGCGCUUUCCGCCGACCCUCUGAGAAAGAUCCUGCAGAGCACCGCGCGGUAUACAGACAACGCAAAGACAAAGUUGCUUGCUCCCGGUCUGCUCGAUAUCGCGCGCCUUCGCGACGCAAACCAGCAGGCGCCCUCGCAGGCCGCCAUCCAGACGCUUUCCUUCCAUCCUUCCAUCCCUCUCCUACUGUCGGCCGGAUACGACCGGACUCUUCGCAUCUACAACGUCGACGGGAAAGUCAACCCGCUCGCUACUUCUCUUCACAUCCGCGCUUCGCCUGUCCAGACCGCCGAGUUCCAUCCCGACGGACGCAGGGUGUUUGCCGGCGGCCGUCGCCGCUACUUUUAUGUCUGGGACCUCGAGUCGGGAAAUAUCGACAAGAUCAGUCGCAUGUACGGCCACGAGCAGAGUCAGCGAAGCAUGGAACGUUUCAAGCUCUCGCCCUGCGGUCGGUUUAUCGGUUUAGUCGGUUCCGGCGGCUGGGUCAACUUACUGGACGCGAACAACGGUCAGUGGAUCUCGGGCGCCAAGAUCGAAGGUGGAGCGGUUGCGGAUUUCGUCUGGAGCAGCGACGGCGGACGCAUCACGAUCGCAAACUCUGUCGGUGAAAUCUGGGAAUGGAGUACCUCCGAACGGAGAUUCAUCUCGCGUUGGGCCGACUUUGGCGGUGUCGGCAUCACGACGCUCGCGGCUACAGACAAGUGGCUCGCGCUCGGCAGUCAGAGCGGAAUCGUAAACGUGUACGACACAGCCAAGAAGGAGGACGAUCAGCCGAAACUUGCCUUCUCGCUCGACCAGCUCGUGACCUCGAUCUCGGGCCUGUCGUUCUCGCACGACGGACAAAUGCUCGGUAUGGCCUCGCGCGCAAAGAAAGACGCGUUCAGGUUUGCGCAUUUGCCUUCGGGAACCGUGUUCAAGAACUGGCCUACCUCUGGUACCCCGCUCGGCAAGGUCACUGCGACCGCGUUCAGCGCCGGGUCGGAGAUGUUUGCGUCCGGAAACGAAGCGGGCAAGAUCAGGCUGUUCAAGCUCAAUCACUACGCCUAG
Messenger RNA from Myxozyma melibiosi, 1743 nucleotides. Its product is annotated as WD40-repeat-containing domain protein. NCBI's taxonomy places the organism in Eukaryota, Fungi, Ascomycota, Lipomycetes, Lipomycetales, Lipomycetaceae. The transcript is spliced from 2 exons. Gene Ontology annotation, biological process: rRNA processing. The record is from RefSeq and is a predicted model, not a curated record. Gene Ontology annotation, cellular component: small-subunit processome; Pwp2p-containing subcomplex of 90S preribosome. Bases 1 to 1743 code for a protein of 580 amino acids. Gene Ontology annotation, molecular function: protein binding.